Molecule: messenger RNA, 1692 nt
Organism: Saprolegnia diclina VS20
Lineage: Eukaryota; Oomycota; Saprolegniomycetes; Saprolegniales; Saprolegniaceae
Exons: 7
Coding region: 13-1692 (559 amino acids)
Biological process (GO): response to radiation; error-prone translesion synthesis
Cellular component (GO): replication fork; site of double-strand break; nucleus
Molecular function (GO): DNA-directed DNA polymerase activity; damaged DNA binding
Source: RefSeq, a predicted model, not a curated record
GGCCAAGCGCGCAUGCGGGUCAUCUUGCACCUCGACCUCGACUGCUUCUACGCGCAGGUCGAGGCCGUCCGGCUCGGUAUCCCAGAUGGCGAGCCCGUCGCGGUCCAGCAGUGGGGCAGCUUGCUCGCUGUCAACUACGCCGCCCGGCCCUUUGGCGUCUCGCGCAGCGACUACAUUGUCGAUGCGCGCAAGAAGUGUCCACAGAUCCACUUGCCGCACGUUGAAACGAUCGGCGAAGGGUCCGUGCCGCCGCCGGGCGCCGACUUGACCAAGAACCCGCACUUUGACCGGUCGCGCCAAAAGGCCGUUCUGCGGCGCUACCGCUUGGCGAGCCGCGAGAUCUUUCACAUCCUCGCCAAGCACGCGCCCGUGUACGAGCGGGCGAGCAUCGACGAAGCUUUCCUGGACGUGACGGACCAGGCAACUGCGCGACUCGCCGCCUUUCAAGCAAACAAGCCAGAGGUCGCGUACUGCGACGACCCACGCAACGCUGACGUCCAGGUCAUCGGCGUCGACGGCAGUGUCUUCCCGCUCACAGAGGACGAGGAGCUGCUGUGUAUUGGCGCGACAAUAGCCCAAGAGAUCCGCCGCGAAGUGCUCACAACGCUGCGCUACACGUGCUCGGUCGGCGUCGCGUCCAACAAGCUCCUCGCCAAGCUCGCAUCGCCGAUGAACAAGCCCAGCGGCCAAACCGUCAUUCCGGACCGGUCGAUUGCACACUUUAUGCAGACCUUUCCUGUCGCCAAGAUCCGCGGGCUCGGCGGCAAGCUCGGGCAGCGCGUCAUCGCGCCGGACGCCGACCGGAUUGUCGCCGGCGAUCUCCUCAAUGCGUAUGGCUUGGACGGCUUGCAGCGCGAGCUUGGCCACGACACGGGCACGUUUGUCUUCAACGUGUGCUCGGGCAGCGACGGAGACGAGCCCGUCAACGACAAGAAGAUCGUGGCGCAGCACGUCUCUGCGAUGAAGAGCUUCAAUCAAGUCGGGCCAGUCCAGUCCUUGGACCGUGUCAAGUACUGGAUCACGAUCCUCUGCGAAGAGGUCGUGUUGCGGCAUGACGAGGAAGAAGUCGUCGAGAACCACCGCACACCGACGCAGUUUGCUCUAAGUUAUCAGCGCCUAAACGACAAGCCGAUGCAAAAAAAGUUUCCAGCGCCCCCCAAGAUUGACGUGGCCUCCAUGACACAGGCCAUGUUCCCCUUGCUCGAGCACACCUCGAUCGUGCCGUGUAUGCAUUUGGCGGUCGUCGCGCGCGACUUUAUCCCGCUCGUCGAGAAGAGCGCGACGAUCACUCACUUUUUCAAGACGGCGCCCGUUGCGGCGGCGGAGCCAGCGGCCGCAUAUUCGCAGGCAUAUUCGCAGAAGGAGGCACUAGCGUCCGUCGUCGCCAAGCCGACCAAGGCGCCGGCAUCGAUCAAGAGCUUCUUUUCGGCGUCGGCGUCCAAAGCGCUGUAUACACCGGCGCCCGUCGCUGCCAAGCAACCACCGCCGACGAUCGCGCGCUUUUUUGAAGCCCCAAAGAGUGCACCAUCGUCCGACGGCCGGUUCUGCGACCGGUGCCACGCGGUCGUUACGACGCCGUGGCACGAGCACGAAGACUACCACGUCGCGAUGGACCUCCAGCAGUCGUACCGUGCGCCGACGGCAAAGAAGCCGCGCAAGGGCGGUCCCAUGGACGCGUUUGUGCGCAAAUAA